This is a messenger RNA of Austrofundulus limnaeus, 3308 nucleotides long. Its product is annotated as lysophosphatidylcholine acyltransferase 1. The coding region runs from base 361 to 1998 and encodes 545 amino acids. Gene Ontology annotation, molecular function: calcium ion binding; 1-acylglycerophosphocholine O-acyltransferase activity; lysophosphatidic acid acyltransferase activity. The record is from RefSeq and is a predicted model, not a curated record. Gene Ontology annotation, cellular component: endoplasmic reticulum. NCBI's taxonomy places the organism in Eukaryota, Metazoa, Chordata, Actinopteri, Cyprinodontiformes, Rivulidae. The transcript has 14 exons.
AUGCGUCGAGCUGGAGGAGAAGGGAUCGUGCUUCCGUUAGCAUCCAGAGAGCUAACGGGCAGGUCUGGGGAAACAGGCUGUUGGGUAAGGCGUCCUGCGCAGUGGAGACCGACAGACAGAUAUUUAUCGGCGCCUUCAGAUGUCCCCAGUUAAUCCUUGAGCCGACCAUUAUCCCUCCAUGCUGACCAAGAAAGGAAGAUAACGUUAAUAGCCCUGCACUGCCGCUUCAAUUAGCUUAUCAAGACAGAAAAGGGAGACGGCUUUUUUUUGCUCUGAAGGAGGACUUUCCAUUGGAUAAAACCAGUUUACUUAAACAACAAGAAUAAAGAUAGGAGUACAGCAGCCUUAACUAAUUUAAGGAUGAAGUUAACGAGUAGCAGACAUUGUGCGACUGAAGGAGAUGGGAAGAAAAUGGACCAGGCUCCCCCAGUCAGAAACCCUUUCGUGCACGUCUUGAAAUUUACACCAAUGGAAAAGGCGAAGAUUGCAGUAAUGACAGUCACACUAUUCCCCAUUCGUCUACUCAUAGCUGCAUUUAUGAUGCUACUGGCAUGGCCGUUUGCCUUCAUUGCCUCAGUGGGGCGCUCCGAAACCACCGUUGAACCCCAGUGCCUCUGGAGAAGGGUGGUGGACAUUAUUCUCAGAGUCAUCAUGCGGGCCAUGUGGUUUGCCGGAGGUUUUCAUUGGAUGACUGUGAAAGGGCAAAGGGCACUACCUACAGAAGCACCUAUCCUGACCCUGGCCCCCCACUCAUCUUACUUUGAUGCCAUUCCAGUUACAAUGACAAUGUCCUCGAUUGUCAUGAAAGCUGAGAGCAAGGAUAUACCUCUUUGGGGCACUUUGAUAAAGUACAUCAGGCCAGUGUUUGUGUCACGAUCGGACCAGAACUCAAGAAAGAAGACUGUGGAGGAGAUUAAACGAAGAGCCCAUUCUGGGGGAGACUGGCCUCAGAUUAUGAUUUUUCCAGAGGGGACAUGCACAAAUAGAUCCUGUCUCAUCACUUUCAAGCCAGGGGCCUUCAUUCCAGCUGUUCCAGUGCAACCUGUGGUUAUUAAGUAUCCUAAUAAAUUGGACACAAUCACGUGGACCUGGCAAGGCCCUGGAGCGUUUAAAAUCUUGUGGCUGACACUCUGCCAGUUACACAAUGAGUUUGUGGUAGAGUUCCUUCCUAUUUAUACCCCAUCAGAGGAGGAGAAAAAGAACCCAGCUCUCUUUGCUAUCAAUGUGAGACAAGUCAUGGCUAAAGCUUUGGGGGUGCCCAUCACAGACUAUUCAUUUGAAGACUGCCAGCUGGCUAUGGCCGAGGGCCAGCUGAAGCUGCCAGUCGACACCUGUCUGCUGGAGUUUGCCAGACUCAUCAGGAGGCUGGGGCUGAAACCGCAGAACUCUGAGAAGGUUUUGCAGGAUUACGGUAACAAAGCCAGGAAGCUUGAGGGUCAGAAGCUUGGCUUAGACAACUUUGCCCACUUCCUCAAUGUGCCGGUUUCAGAUGUGCUUUGUGACAUGUUUGCUCUCUUUGAUGAGUGUGAAGAUAACAGCAUGGAUAUCCGGGAGUUUGUGAUCGCCUUAUCGGUUGUAUGCAGACCUGUCAAGACUCUGGAAACGAUGAAACUAGCCUUCAAGAUGUUUGAGGCAGAUGAGGAUGGUGCUGUCACAGAAAGUGAGUUGGCGGUUAUUCUGAAGACAGCUUUAGGACUGGCUCACCUCAAUGUGUCACAUCUGUUUACUGCCAUCGAUGCUGAUGACACAGGAAAAAUUUCAUUUGACAAGUUCAGAGCUUUUGUGGAGGAGAACCCAGAGUUUGCUGAGGACUACCUUUAUACAGAAAACGCAGGCCUUCAGAGCGGCCCCUGCCACGGUCGGCAAACGCAGCCCAACCCGUCCACCCUGAACCCUCAAAACACUGCCACCAGCAAAACAGCCAACGGUAUCUGCCCCGACUUCAGCCCGAAGGAGCACGAUGGCACAACAGAUGCUCUCUCCAAGAAACACAACUAGAGGUUUCAAAAAAGAAAAAAAAAAAAACUAGCCCCUCUCCUGGUGAGAGCUGGCUGGUUGUCUGUGAGUAAGGGACUACAUUUCAUUAACCGCAAAUAAAAAAAUGGUUUACCCCCUUUUUUUUGUAUUUUGUUCAUAAAAUUGACCAUUUUCAGCCUGUAACAGUUUGUUACUUUACUUUUUAUUUGAAAGAAUUAUCAAAAUGCCAAACAAUGGCUUUUUUAUAUACAAUGCUUGAAUACUUGAAGGGCAAGCACUUAUGUGGCAAUUUUUUUCUUUCUUUUCUUUUUUUUUGUUUUUGUUUUUUUCUCCACUUUUUCCCUAUUACAUAAUACUGACUGCGCAUGUUUUUAACUCAAGAGAACCACAAGAAAAACAAACCCUAGAUUUGUGAAUUCAAUGUUUUGUUUUCCAUUUAUUUGUAACUUUCUAUCCAUUUACCUACUUUUAAAGGUAGCUGCCUUUUAAACUGAAAGUGCAGAAUGACCGGACUCAUCUUACGCUGAGCAGUACGUACGAUUGUUAACUGGAAAAGAAAGAAGAUCCGAGGGUACCGGUGAAGAUUGACAGUAUCUGAGGUUAACUCUGGUCUCUGCACGCUGAUGAUCAAAGCUCCUGUGAGUCCGGUGUGUGUGCUGUGUGUGUGUGUGUGUGUGUAUGUAUACAUUUGAUUUAGCUCAGGGUUCAGUAACAAAAAUUGAAAACUCCUAUGAUGUCAUCAUAUUUGUAUAGGUUACGUGCAUGUAAAGUCUUUUGCACAUCAGCACUCUUCCUGUCUAGUCAUUUCUCACACACACAAUCUUUUUGUUGUUUUGUUUUUUACGACAUAACUUGGACCAAAAAUUCAUCAAAUGAUUUCAUUUUCCACUCUUCAUGUUGUGCUUUUGGUUUGUUUCAGUGGUGCAACAACUUAAAGGGAACAAAUCAAACCACGUGACCUCUGAAAGCUACUUCCCUUAUUGCAUUAAAAUCUUUGCAAACAAUUUUGAAAAUUGAGAUGUUUCUCAGGUUUUUAUUUUUUUUUUUAAAAAGUUCAAUUAAUUGUUGUGAUGAUUGCAGACUCAGCUGUUCAAACUGUAAUUGUUCACGUUGUUUCUGAUCUGCACAAAAAGAAAAUAUUUGCUGGUUUUGUCAUUUAGGAAAGUUGUAAAACAGGUUCCAGCACUUUUGUGUCAGAACACAGUUGAGAAAUCAUCAGUUCUUGUUGUUAUUUUUUUUCUUCCCACUUUAAUUUUUUUUCUCAGAAACUGAAAAUCCAUACAGACAUGUCACUUAAAUGUGGCUUAAUUUCAGGUGCUCAGUACCUGUAC